Pyrus x bretschneideri (Chinese white pear) is the source of this 543-nucleotide messenger RNA. RefSeq lists its product as uncharacterized. The coding region runs from base 64 to 342 and encodes 92 amino acids. NCBI's taxonomy places the organism in Eukaryota, Viridiplantae, Streptophyta, Magnoliopsida, Rosales, Rosaceae. The transcript is spliced from 3 exons. The record is from RefSeq and is a predicted model, not a curated record.
CUGUUACUAAUUUUCUAUUAGCAGUAGAAACAAACAAACGAACAAACUAGAAAGCAAAAUGCGAUGGCGGCAAUGAGAUCCGGUGGGAGCCUGGCGGUGCUAACUCGAGCGUUGAUCACUCGCUCCAAGGAGUCGUCUCGGGGAGCCACUCGCUACUUGAGCGCAGGCAAAGGCAAAAUCCUCAGCGAGGAGGAGCGCUUCGCCGAGAAUGUCUACAUCCAGAGAAAGGAGAGGGAGAGAUUGGAGAAGCAGAAGGCUGAGAAGGUAAAGGCCGAGAAAGCGAAAGAAAAUGCUGAUAAGUUCUUGUUUUCAGGGAAGCUUUUGUUUCAAUUCUUGCAUUGAAUCUGCAGUGAUGAAGUCUUGGAACGAGUCUGUUAUGUUUUCUUGUCCUUGACUCCCUUUACAAUUUGUGAAGAUGAUAGCGUAUCUAUUGGAUUGAUUGUGUAUCACCUAAUGUUAAAGUCUGUGUAAUGUAAUUGAAGUUUCUACUUCCCCAUUUCAACUGAAGAGUAUCUUCUAAUUCAUAAAAUGUUACUUCAAGCA